GCCCACCACCCGCUCCCCGCCAUCGGCAGCCUCCGGAGCGGCUCCAUCCCAGCAGCUCCAUCCCGGGAGCCCCGAUCCCGCGGGAGCUCCCCGUGCGCAUCCCGGGGGAUCCAUCGCGCCCCCCCCCUCGGUAGGGGCGAGCCCCCCCCUCCCGCCGAGCCCCCCCGGUAUCCGCGUGCCGUGGCUGAUCCCUCCCUUCCCGGGGCUGCGCCGAUGGACUCUCCCAGCGCUCCGUGUGUGCGGCGGAGGCUGCGGCGGUAGCGCUGGUACCCGGGAGCUGCUGUCGCGCCGUGUCGCUGCCGGAGCAUCCUCCUUCCUCGCCGUAUCCCUUCCCGAGCAUCCUUCCUCGCCGGAGCACCUUCCUCCUCCUCGCCGGCGUCGGGAGGGAGCUGGAGCUGGAGCGGAGCGAGGGCUGAGCCAGGUCCGGGCCGGUGUCCGGGGUCCCCCCACGCCCCCUCCCACGGAUGGGUAGCACCGUCACCCAUCUCCCCCCAUCCCGGGCCUGAGGGCGCAGCCCCCGACGCAGAGACCCCUCCCCAUUUCCACGCCGGCGUCCCGUCCCAUCCCGCCGGCGCCAUGGACGAGUCCUUCCGGGACCGGACGGCGUUCAUCCGCGGCGCCAAGGACAUCGCCAAGGAGGUGAAGAAGCAGGCGGCCAAGAAGGUGAGCCGGGGCAUGGACCGCGUGCAGGACGAGUACACCCGGCGCUCCUACUCCCGCUUCGAGGAGGAGGAGGACGACGAAGACUACGCGCCCCAGGACGGCUACUACCGGGGGGGCGAGGGGGCCAACGAGGAGGAGGGGGCGUCCAGCGACGCCACCGAGGGCCACGACGAGGAGGACGAGAUCUACGAGGGCGAGUACCAGGGGAUCCCCCGGCAAGAGUCGCUGAAGGGGGGGGAGCGCCUGGGGGCCGCCACGGCCACCGGCGCCUUCGACGACAGCGAGGGGCAGCGGCGGAAGGACCGCGAGGAGCUGGCGCAGCAGUACGAGCUCAUCCUGCAGGAGUGCGGCCACGGCCGCUUCCAGUGGACCCUCUACUUCGUCCUGGGCCUGGCCCUCAUGGCCGACGGCGUCGAGGUCUUCGUGGUGGGCUUCGUCCUGCCCAGCGCCGAGAAGGACAUGUGCCUCUCCGACUCCAACAAGGGCAUGCUGGGACUCAUCGUGUACCUGGGCAUGAUGGUGGGCGCGUUCGUGUGGGGCGGGCUGGCCGACCGGCUGGGCCGAAGGCAGUGCCUCCUCAUCUCCCUCUCCGUCAACAGCGUCUUCGCCUUCUUCUCCUCCUUCGUCCAGGGCUACGGCACCUUCCUCUUCUGCCGCCUGCUCUCGGGCGUGGGCAUCGGCGGCUCCAUCCCCAUCGUCUUCUCCUACUUCUCGGAGUUCCUGGCGCAGGAGAAGCGCGGGGAGCACCUGAGCUGGCUCUGCAUGUUCUGGAUGAUCGGGGGCAUCUACGCCUCCGCCAUGGCCUGGGCCAUCAUCCCCCACUACGGCUGGAGCUUCCAGAUGGGCUCCGCGUACCAGUUCCACAGCUGGAGGGUCUUCGUGCUCGUCUGCGCCUUCCCCUCGGUCUUCGCCAUCGGGGCACUCACCACCAUGCCCGAGAGCCCCCGCUUCUACCUGGAGAACGGGAAGCACGAUGAGGCCUGGAUGGUGCUGAAGCAGGUCCACGACACCAACAUGAGGGCCAAGGGCCACCCCGAGAGGGUCUUCUCGGUCACACACAUCAAGACCAUCAAGCGGGAGGACGAGCUCAUCGAGAUCCAGUCGGACACCGGGACGUGGUACCGGCGCUGGCUCGUCCGAUGCCUCAACCUGUCGCAGCAGGUCUGGAGCAACUUCCAGCAGUGCUUCGCGCCCGAGUUCCGGCGCGUGACGCUGAUGAUGAUGGCGGUGUGGUUCACCAUGUCCUUCAGCUACUACGGGCUCACGGUGUGGUUCCCCGACAUGAUCAAGCACCUGCAGAGCAUCGAGUACGCCUCACGCACCAAGCUCUUCACGCGCGAGAAGGUUCGACACUUCACCUUCAACUUCACCCUGGAGAACCAGGUGCACCGUGGCGGCGAGUAUUUCAACGACAAGUUCAUCGGGCUGAAGAUGAAGUCGGUGACGUUCGAGGACUCGCUCUUCGAGGAGUGUUACUUCGAGGACAUCACCUCCAGCAACACCUUCUUCAAGAACUGCACCUUCAUCUCCACCGUCUUCUACAACACAGAUCUCUUUGAGUACAAGUUCAUCAACAGCCGGGUGGUGAACAGCACGUUCCUGCACAACAAGGAGGGCUGCCAGCUGGACUUCAGCGACGACAACAACGCCUACAUGAUCUACUUCGUCAGCUUCCUGGGCACCCUGGCCGUGCUGCCCGGGAACAUCGUCUCGGCCCUGCUCAUGGACAAGAUCGGCCGCCUGCGCAUGCUGGCCGGCUCCAGCGUCAUGUCCUGCGUCAGCUGCUUCUUCCUGUCCUUUGGGAACAGCGAGUCGGCCAUGAUCGCCCUGCUCUGCCUCUUCGGGGGGGUCAGCAUCGCCUCCUGGAACGCCCUCGACGUGCUCACCGUGGAGCUCUACCCCUCUGACAAGAGGUGGGGCCUCGGGGCUGGGUGCAAGGAGUGAGGUUUUGGGGGCAAG
Molecule: messenger RNA, 2622 nt
Organism: Lepidothrix coronata (blue-crowned manakin)
Lineage: Eukaryota; Metazoa; Chordata; Aves; Passeriformes; Pipridae
Gene: SV2A
Product: synaptic vesicle glycoprotein 2A
Exons: 12
Coding region: 577-2607 (676 amino acids)
Biological process (GO): chemical synaptic transmission; transmembrane transport
Cellular component (GO): membrane
Molecular function (GO): transmembrane transporter activity
Source: RefSeq, a predicted model, not a curated record